CAAGUUACAUGCGUGCACGAAGAAUUGCGAUACGAAUUAUUGAAACGAGUUAACGAACGAAAAGCUUGCAGUGAAGAGAAAGAACUAAUAUUGAAAGAAAACAAGUGUCUGAGAGCCGAGCAUCAGAGAGCGUCGCUCGUCGAGAAAGGAUUCCACAUUGUGCCGUUAAUAUGCGGUUUUGUUGUUAAAAAACGGUAGCUUUGUAAACGAAGCACCGGUGGCCAGCGGUUGUAAGCUGAUAGCAAGUUGUCUGGCUCGUGCUAACCUCAAAAUCAAAAAUCUACAACAAGCCACAAAAUGAUAAAUUGGACGAGUUUACGACUGCAGGUACCAAUGCUGAGGCGGUGCCUGAGCACACUGACCAAAUCAGAGGCCAGAAAAAAGCGAAACGAGUUAUUCGACAGCGAGGCGAAACGUCAGAGAGCAGCGGUGGGUCGUAUCGAGAAAAUAGAGGUUAAGUACUCGGGACCGUCGGACGAAAUUACGCUCGUAAUGAACAAGCAUUUAUCUACGCCCUUUGACUGUGCUAAGCACAUUUCGGAGGGCGUAACGAAGGUCGCCGCCCUCGCCGAAGUCAACGGGACCCCCUGGGACAUGCACAGACCGUUCAACUCCGAGUGCGAGAUAAAGUUCGUUACAAUGGCAUCACCAGAAUCGCAGGUUGUGAACAAAGCCUUCUGGCGGUCCUGUUCACUGAUGAUGGGUGCCGUAGCUGAAACCGCAUUCAAAGACAGCAUCAGCAUCCACCUUCAUAGUUUUCCGAUACCAAACGUGAGGUCGGGUAGUUUUCUGCACGACAUUUCCCUUGGCUUCGAAGACUGGAAACCAACAGUCGCAGAGCUGCAAUCCUUGUCUGCUCUGUACAUCAAACUCAGUCAGAAAAACCUACCAAUUGAGCGUCUGGUCGUCGGAGAAAGCAUAGCGCUCGAAAUGUUCCAGGAUAAUCCCUACAAGAGUGAACAGAUACCAAAUAUCGCAAGGCACAGUGAGGACAGCGUCACUCUCUAUCGUAUUGGGGAUCACAUCGAUGUUAGCAAAGGACCUAUGAUUGGCAACACUGGGAUCAUCGGCAGGUGCACCGUCGCUUCUGUGCACAAAUUGUCCACCGACGAGUACGGAACCUUGUACAGAUUCCAGGGAGUUGCACUUCCCGCUGGAAUUCUUUUGAAUCAUUUUGCAUAUGGAAUUUUGGAGGAACGUGCCAGAAAGUUGAACAAUUCCGUUUGGGUUCCUAGCAAAAUUGUCGAAGAUUCGGAGGACCAAAUUGCUGCGGUGGCUAAUUAGUACUGUAUAUGUCAUGUAAUUUAAAGAAUGUAAAUAAAGUAAAAACCGAUUUAUCAAAA
Neodiprion fabricii is the source of this 1343-nucleotide messenger RNA. It is a transcript of the gene mRpL39, whose product is annotated as 39S ribosomal protein L39, mitochondrial. The coding region runs from base 298 to 1284 and encodes 328 amino acids. Gene Ontology annotation, molecular function: nucleotide binding; threonine-tRNA ligase activity. The transcript has a single exon. Gene Ontology annotation, biological process: threonyl-tRNA aminoacylation. Gene Ontology annotation, cellular component: mitochondrion. The record is from RefSeq and is a predicted model, not a curated record. NCBI's taxonomy places the organism in Eukaryota, Metazoa, Arthropoda, Insecta, Hymenoptera, Diprionidae.